AAAUUGUUUACAACAUUCCGGUUAUUAUUAAUUAAAAUGGACACAAUUUUAUAGUUUUAACAUGUGCAAAACACACAGUCUAAAAAUAUCACUCGUCCUGUAAACGUUUUAGUAUAAAAAUUUUUAUAAUGGUUGAUAAUUAUACGAUGUGAUUAAAACGGUAAAAAAUUAACAAUGGUACAAAAUAUGAGAUCUCAAAAGUAUGUAUCUAUAUCAGUGGCAGCUUUUUUCUGUUACUGUAAUACUUUAUGGGGUUCAUUUGUAUUUGAUGAUUCUGAAGCAAUUGUUAAGAACAAGGAUGUUAUGCCAUUCACCCCAAUCGAAAAUAUUUUUAAAAAUGAUUUUUGGGGUGGUGACAUAUCAUUAAAUAGUAGUCAUAAAUCUUACAGACCUUUAACAAUUCUCUCGUACAGAUUGAAUGUUAUAUACUCAAACAACAGACUUGAUGCAUUCCAAUUUCAUGCAACCAAUGUGAUUUUAUAUGGUUUACUUUGUAUUAUAAGCAUUCCAGUGUUUGAAUUAUUCCUUAAGAAAAGAAAGUCUGAUUUAGAUAUCCGGGAUGAGGCUUACUGGUCUAGUCUUUUAUUUACAGUACAUCCAGUGCACACUGAGGCUGUGGCUAGCUUAGUUGGUCGUGCUGAUAUUUUAUCUUCAGUAUUAUUUUUUGCUAUUUUGUUACUUUAUUCUAAGAUUAUAUCCAGGAAAAAUUCUUGGAAGAUGUUUGUGGUUCUCAUUUUUCUUCUAUCUUGUGCAGUGUUGUGUAAAGAAACUGCAAUUACAGUUGUGGGAAUAUGUCCUCUCUAUGACAUAUUUUAUUUAAAAAAGAGGAAGAAACCGUGGUCGAAAAUGCUCAGUUCGCAAUUUCUAAUAAGAAAUGGCAUUCUAAUUAUUAGUAGUCUUGUUAUCAUGUUUUUUAGAUUGAAAAUUAUGAAUUUUGAGGGUCCCCUUUUUACAAAUAUCGAUAAUCCAGCAGCCUAUAGUGAUAGUCUUUUGACAAGGAUUCUUACCUACAAUUAUAUUUAUUUUAUUAACUUUUUAUUAUUGUUAUGGCCACAAUGGUUGUGUUUUGACUGGUCUAUGGGAUGUGUCCCAUUAGUUGAAUCUAUUACUGACAAUAGAGUAGUUUUUAUAAUUAUGUCCUGGAUUUUGGGGAUUUAUUUUGUAUACACGCUUCUUCGAAAAAUGUUACUCAAGGAUGUGGUUGACAUAAGAAUUAUGGCAAUAAGUUUAAUAAUAAUGCCUUUUAUACCAGCCUCAAACCUAUUUUUUACAGUAGGUUUUGUAAUUGCGGAGCGCACCUUACUUCUUCCAAGUGCUGGAUUUUGUUUGCUGAUUAUUUUAGGCUUAAAGAAAAUUGAAAAAUGGACCAGUAGAGAGGUUGCUACUGGAAUACUCUACAGCUUACUGAUUUUAUUUGGCUUGAGAACAAUUUUAAGAAACGCUAAUUGGAUAAGUGAAGAGAGGCUGUUCAGUUCUGGAUUGGAUGUGUGCCCUUUGAAUGCUAAAGUUCAUUAUAACGUAGCAAAAAUCGCUGCAGAUAGAGAAAAUAGAGGUCUGGCUAUUUAUGAAUACAGAAAGGCCAUACAACUGAAUCCUAAUUAUGAACAAGCCAUGAACAAUUUGGCCAAUCUCUUAAGGGAAGACCGCAAUUAUGAGGAAGCAGAACAACUGUUAAGACAGGCUGUUAAAGUUAGACCUAAUUUCGCUGCGGCCUGGAUGAACCUUGGCAUUGUCUUAACAAAUUUAAAUCAAACAGAAGAAGCGGAACAUUGUUAUAAAAUGGCCAUCAUGCACAGAAAUAAAUACCCUGACUGUUACUACAACCUUGGUAAUCUAUACUUAGAUAUGCAUAAACACGAGGAAGCUUUGAAAUCAUGGGAAAUGGCAGCUUUUUAUAAACCCACCCACGUUGCCGCAUGGAGCAACACACUAGUACUUCUGGACACAAUGGAACGAUACGACGAAGUUUUGGAAAUGGGAAGAACAGCUCUAAUGCACAAUCCCAAGGCGCCUACAUUGCACUUCAGCAUAGCCAACACUCUGGGCAAACUUCAAGACUUUAACAAAGCCGAGGGUCACUUUUUGGAAGCCAUCAACUUCAGUCCCACUAAUGCACUGUACCAUUCCAAUUUGGGUGUCUUGUAUCACAGAUGGGGCAAAAUCGACAAAGCCAGAGAAAUGUACAGGAAGGCGAUGCAAUUAGAUCCACAAAUGAAGUCGCCCGAAUUUAAUUUGAGAAAAUUGGCCCAUGUAAAAUAAACUGGAAUAUUGGGAACAAUCUGGAGGAAUUUAUUUUAUAUUUGAGCCGUUUAAGGCAGUUUGUAUGGAAUAUGGAAACAUCUUGGUCUUUAACUUGAGACUCUUAAAGAAACUUAAGUGAUUAAUGUAGUAUAAUAGUGUAAAGGCAUAAGUUGGUUGUAAAUGUAUUGAAAUGAAGAAUUGUCGUUGGAACAAAUUCACUUGUUCUUAUAAUAGAUAACUUUGUGUCGCCACAUUAAAUUAAAUUAUAGUAACGUUAAGUAUAUGCUGAUUAAUCUCGAAAUUUGUUACUUUUAUAUUAUACAAAUAUUUAGUAAUUUCAAAUGUAGAAAGUACUUUUCUAUUCAAAAAAGUGUCAUAUAAUGAAUCAAAACCUUUAUAAAAUGGGACUUUUCUAUGACUAAUGCAAAACACCUGAAGUACAAAGAUUUUUUAACCAUUCGCAGUUAUAUCUUUGUGGUUCAUUAUAAUGAAAUUAAGAAAUAUGUUACUAAUUAACAAAAUUAUCAUUUUGACUGUCCAACGUUAUUUCACUGGCUAAUAUUAUUCUUUGUAAGGGAGCAUAUUUACAUAAUCACUAUAAUAGAGGAUAAUAUAUGUAACUAUUGUUGUGGACGAUAGUUAUUAAAUAGCAAUAUUUACCGUAAAUGUGUGUAAUAAAUAUUAAACUGGCCGUCCAAGGAUUUAAUAUUUUUUAUUAAAUAAUAUUGAUCCUUGUGAAAGGACUAGAUUUUAAUACUUAACUGAGCUGGAUAAAAUGUAAUUGGAAUUUUUAUUACAUAUGAUUUUUAGUUAACAACCCAAAACUUUGGCUAAUUAUUAUUGGACAUGGUUACAUCACACACGAAUUAUAAACAUGUUCAUGAAUGGUAGACAAAGUUUUGAAAUUAUUGCACUUACGCACUAUAUGUCAUUGGUGGUUUUUGUUAUUAAAUAAAACUUCCGUUGAAAUUUAUGUGAUUCUAUUAUACAAAUAUAUUUAUUGACAUUUUA
Messenger RNA from Aethina tumida (small hive beetle), 3252 nucleotides. Its product is annotated as protein O-mannosyl-transferase TMTC4-like. The record is from RefSeq and is a predicted model, not a curated record. Gene Ontology annotation, cellular component: endoplasmic reticulum. Lineage: Eukaryota; Metazoa; Arthropoda; Insecta; Coleoptera; Nitidulidae. Gene Ontology annotation, biological process: protein O-linked glycosylation via mannose; endoplasmic reticulum unfolded protein response. Bases 175 to 2259 code for a protein of 694 amino acids. Gene Ontology annotation, molecular function: protein binding; mannosyltransferase activity. The transcript has 9 exons.